Clavispora lusitaniae ATCC 42720 is the source of this 1230-nucleotide messenger RNA. RefSeq lists its product as uncharacterized. Gene Ontology annotation, biological process: mitochondrial magnesium ion transmembrane transport. Gene Ontology annotation, cellular component: mitochondrial inner membrane. Gene Ontology annotation, molecular function: magnesium ion transmembrane transporter activity. The record is from RefSeq and is a predicted model, not a curated record. Lineage: Eukaryota; Fungi; Ascomycota; Pichiomycetes; Serinales; Metschnikowiaceae.
AUGAUAAGGAUCUGGAGCACACUAAAACAACAGCCCGGAUAUAGGCCUAUUUUCAAAUCCUUCAAAUGCUACCUAAGUUUCACAAACAGGAGACAGCAGGACGUUUUUAAUGACGUUUUCAUUACAAAUAUCAUCAAAUCAAGCAAAACUGCCUCGGAUGCUGAGUAUGUUCGGUGUACAGUGUACGAUUCGAAAGGUGAUAUAGUGAUACAUGGGAAGGAUAUAAGGAAGCUGGAAUUCAUGAAAAAGUACAGUUUAGCCCCGCGGGACUUGCGUAAGAUGGUCAGGUCUCAUACAAACGCAUCUACUAAAGGAGUACACGUGGAUUUUGUUCCUCUGCUUCUGACAAGAAAGGAUUGCAUUCUACUAAACUUAUUGAACAUAAGGGCGCUAAUAAAGUGUGACGAAUUAGUUGUUUUUGAGAAUUCUUCCAGUCUGGGACUGGGAGUUCGGUUCAAUGAAUCUCAUUCUCACGGCUCUUUUCUCAAAGAGGUGAGCACACGAUUAAGAGCUAAUCACCCGGAUGCGCUGGGUUUGCCCUAUGAAUUCAGGGCUUUGGAAGCGAUACUAGUUGACGUGACUGCUAACCUCAAUACAGAGAUGGCCGUACACAAAACGGUACUCAAGAAUGUAUUGAGCAGCCUAGAUAAAUCUAUCGAAAGAACCAAGCUAAGGUAUCUUCUUAUCCAAUCUAAAAAACUAGCACAAUUUCAUCAAAAGGCAAAACUUAUCGAAGAAUUGUUUGAUGAUCUACUUGACCAAGAUGAGACCCUUAAUGAACUUUAUUUGACGGAAAACAAAAAUGGCAAGAAGAGAGUAUCAUUCAAUCAUCAAGAAAUAGAAUUACUUCUUGAAUCAUACUAUACUACUAUAGGGGAGAUUGUCCAGACAGUUGAAAAUUUAAUGGGACAGAUAAAGACAUCAGAAGAAAUCAUCAAGUUCGUGUUAGAUGCAAACAGGAAUGAAUUGAUGUUACUUGGUUUACGCUUCUCCAUCGGUGUACUAUCUAUGGGCGUUAUCAUUUACGUGGCUGCAUUAUAUGGUAUGAACUUGGAGAAUUUCAUUGAGGAAACAGACGGUGGAUUCGAGGCCGUGGCUAUUAUUGCUGUUGUCAUGACUGCCAUUUUGUUCGUGUUUUGUCGCAAGCAAAUUGAUAAAGUACAGAGGAUCACAAUGAGUGACGAAGCCAGAAAGAACGGCCUGGUGUUCAAGUUGCAUCAUGUAAGGUGA